Teleopsis dalmanni is the source of this 2144-nucleotide messenger RNA. Its product is annotated as myotubularin-related protein 8-like. Gene Ontology annotation, biological process: dephosphorylation. Gene Ontology annotation, molecular function: metal ion binding; phosphatase activity. Lineage: Eukaryota; Metazoa; Arthropoda; Insecta; Diptera; Diopsidae. The record is from RefSeq and is a predicted model, not a curated record.
AUUCUGCACAUGCACAUCGCUAACAUUGAAAAAUUGCCAUUAAGCACAACUGGUUCGCCUUUGUUGAUACGGUGUAAAACGUUUCUAUCUGUAACAUUUGUCAUUCCAAAGGAUUCAGAAUGUCACGAUGUAUACACAUCAUUAACAAAACUUUUUCAACCAGUUUCCAUUAAUAAGCUUUAUUGCUUCAACUAUCAGCCCGCCAAGGAUGAUUUGCCGAAGACGUCAGGUUGGGAUUUCUUCAAAUUGGAAAACGAAUUCAAACGUAUGCGGGUACCGAAUGACAUCUGGACUUUGUGCACCUUGAAUUCCAAUUAUGAAUUGUGUGACACUUAUCCACGACAAAUUUAUGUGCCACAAGAGGCUAAUACGGCUAUGUUGAUUGGAAGUUCGCGAUUUCGUUCCAAGGGACGUUUGCCUGCUUUGACCUAUUUGCACUCGAAUAAGGCCUCAAUUUGCCGAUGCAGCCAACCGUUAUCGGGUUUCAGUGCACGUUGCUUGGAGGACGAGCAAAUGUUGGAGGCAAUAAGAAAAACUAAUCCAAACACGGAUUAUAUGUAUGUCGUGGAUACCAGACCUAGGAUAAAUGCAAUGGCAAAUCGUGCUGCAGGCAAAGGAUACGAAAAUGAGGCAUUUUAUGAGAAUAUCAAAUUCCAUUUCUUGGGCAUUGAAAACAUACACGUGCAACGCACCAGUUUACAGAAACUAAUAGAGGCUUGCGAAAAGGCACCAACAAUGAGUGGGUUUCUUAAUUCACUAGAAUCAUCUGGUUGGCUGAAACAUAUACGCUCAAUAUUGGAUACAUCAAGUUUUAUAGCGAAUGCCGUUGAUAAAGGUGUUUCAGUAGUUGUGCAUUGCUCAGAUGGUUGGGAUCGAACCGCACAAGUGUCAUCUUUGGCUGCUUUAAUGUUGGAUCCAUACUAUAGAACUAUUAAAGGAUUUCAGGCUCUUAUCGAGAAGGAUUGGUUAGCAUUUGGUCAUAAAUUCAGUGAUCGUUGUGGUCACAUACAAACAGAUCUACGUGAAGUUUCUCCUAUAUUCACACAAUUUUUAGAUUGUACCUGGCAAUUAAUGUAUCAGCGCAGUGAUGCUUUUGAGUUUAAUGAGCGUUUUCUUCUAAUCUUGCAUGAUCAUGUGCAUUCAUGUCAAUUCGGUACUUUCGUUGGAAAUUGCGAAAAAGAUCGUUUGGAUCUUAAACUAUCAGAGCGCACAUUCUCCUUAUGGGGUUUCAUGGCGAAUCAUUUAAAUGAAUACAUCAAUCCAUUAUACAAACCUGAUGUUGAUGAAACAAUCAAAGCAAAUCUAGCACCACAAUGCAUAAAAUUCUGGCGCGGCAUGUACAGUCGUUUUGAAAGUGGUGUACAUCCGCGUGAACCUCUUUCCGAUUUAUUGCUAGCAAGCAAGGACCAUUGCACUUCAUUAGAAGACCAUGUGCAGCAUUUAACAAAGCGUAUAACAAGUUUUAAAAAUUAUAUAUCAAAAUCGGCUAAAAAGUUGCAGGAUGCCACAACAAAAUCUUCAAAAACCGAGUCUGCAGUUACUGAAAUCAAUGACAACAAAUAUAAUUACGAUAAGAAAAUGAGUGAACUCUCUUCUGCUGAUGACGAUCAUCCUUUAAAAUCAAACGAUUUGUCUUUUGCCAGCUUAUCGCUGACAGAGCAUAUUGAUCCGAAUAAUAUAACAGAGGAGUUAAAUUCUGUAGCAGUUGAUUGGAAAUCGAUGCGAAAUGUAACUGCUUGCUCAUGUUCAACACCCUUUGACCAAUUUAGCAAGAAGACCCACUGUUGGAAAUGUGGAGAAAUAUUUUGUGAACGUUGUAUCGUCAAAAAUAUACCAUUACCGGGUUUGGAUAGCGGUAAGCCCGCACCAGUUUGUCGCACGUGCUUUCGUCUAGUACAAAAGAUCAGCCCAUAAAUAUAUAAUGAGACACAAAACUUUAUUAAACCAUAAUUCCUGUACUUGUUGUACACAAGGUGAAGUGAGGAGUGAGUUGCCGCUUUAACUAUACGGAAUGUUGAGUUAUUUAUAUAUCAAAUGCUAUUUAGUAUGUUUGAUUGGAUAUGAGCGAUUGUGCGUGUAUGUGAUUAGGCUUAAAAAUUGAAAUCAGAAUUACUGUUGCAUUUCCUUUAAAAUUUGUUUAAAAA